Molecule: messenger RNA, 3068 nt
Organism: Triticum urartu
Lineage: Eukaryota; Viridiplantae; Streptophyta; Magnoliopsida; Poales; Poaceae
Product: zinc finger BED domain-containing protein RICESLEEPER 2-like
Molecular function (GO): protein dimerization activity; DNA binding
Source: RefSeq, a predicted model, not a curated record
CACAAGUCCAUGACCCAUGACCCCCCGCAGCCUAACGCCCUAACCCCAUCCUCUUCCCCUCCCCUCCCCCACGCCCGCCCGGCCGCCCCUUGCACUACUCAGCCACCGCCGCUUCUAAUCUGAGCAGCAGGGACACAGCCGCAGCUUCUCAUCUGAGCGGCAGGGACGCCGCCGCCGGCGCCACCGGCCACCGCAUCUUCUCCGGUUCUCCCCACUCGUCCAUCCCCGAUGCAGCAAACUCCACCGCAUCUGCACGAAGGAAGGAAAGGAGCAUGGAGACAACUCAGACUAGGACCCGCCGUCGCGCAUCAGUCGGUAGCAUCUCGGCUUCCAGUUCGUCAUCACGUCUUCCACAGCAGAAACAGAGCAUUCGGUCAACAUGGUUGAACCUGGUGGACUUGGUGAUGACAUGACUAAAGAGGAGAUGGGAGUUUAUGAGGAAGAACAAAGAAAGAUUGAUGAGUAUGAAAAGGAAAAGGAGAUGGAGGAACGACCUACAAGAAGGCAUACGAAGAAAAGAUCACCGAUGUGGGAUCACUUUUCUGAGGUACUAGUUCAUGGUAUGCUCAAUUUUGGAAAGUGCAAGCAUUGCAAUCGUGAUAUCAAGGCUGUUCCAGAGGUUAACAGUACAUCUACCUUAAAGAGUCAUUUUAAUACUUGCAAGUAUAAUCCUCAUAAUGAUAAGAAUAAGAAUCAAGGUACUUUGCAAGUUAUCCAAGGGGAAAGUCCUUCAGUGCAUAAAUUUGAUCCCGAAGCACUAAGGAAAGCUAUUGCUAAGAUGAUUAUAGUAGAUGAGCUUCCAUUUGCAUUUAUUGAAACAACUGGUUUUAGAGAAGUGAUGUCAAUUGCAUGUCCGCGUUUCAAUAUGCCUUCUAGAAGAACAUGCACUAGGGAUGUUGUGAAGGUUUAUUUUGAAGAGAGAGCAAAGCUGAAACUUUUUUUCAAACAAUCAUGUCAGAGAGUGUGUCUCACUACUGAUGGUUGGACUUCUCAAACAAAAGAUUGCUAUAUGACAGUCACAGCACAUUUUAUUGAUCCUGAAUGGAACUUGCACAAGAAAAUCAUUAGUUUUUUCCUAGUGAAAGGUGAUAAGGGAGAUAAUAUAGGAAAAGCCAUAGAGCAAUGCUUGAUGGAGUGGGGAAUAAAAAAUGUUAUGACAAUAACUGUUGAUAAUGCUAGCGCGAAUGAUGGUGGUGUGGGUUACAUAUGGAAGAAAAUGAUCAAAACUGGAAAUAGCAUAGCUGAAGGUAAAUAUUUUCAUAUGAGAUGUGCUGCCCAUAUUAUAAUUCUGAUUGUUACUGAUGGUUUAAAAGAGUUGGAUGAAUCAAUUAUGUGUGUGCGAGCUGCGGUUAGAUAUAUAAAACAUGGGCCAUCUAGAAUUACAAGAUUUAAAGAACUUGCUCAGUUAGAAAAGGUGGACAGCGAGGCAUUCUUGAGUUUGGAUGUAUACACUAGAUGGAAUUCUACAUACCUAAUGUUAGCAACCGCAAUCAACUUUGAGAAAGUAUUUGCGAGGUAUGAGGAAGAAGAUCCACUCUACACAUUGGAUUUAACUAGUGAGAAAGGUCCUGGUAUUCCUGUUGAUAGUGAUUGGGAGAAUGCUACGAAAAUGGCUGAAUUUCUUGGACAGUUUUAUCACCUUACUCUUAGUGUUUCCGCCACACUCCAUGUGACCGUGAACCAAUUUGUUAUGGAUAUUGCUGAAAUCAAUGUUGUGUUGGAAGAGUGGGCUGAUAGUGAUGAUAUUUUGCGCAAAACAAUGGCCAAGAAAAUGCAAGAUAAGUACGACAAGUAUUGGGGUCGUUGGCACAAGGAGGUUGAGAAUGAAAGGGGGAAGGGGAAAGGAAAGAAAAAGGAAGAGGAAGAGGAGAAUGUGAACAUGUUUGUAUUUGCUGCAACUGUUCUUGAUCCAAGAUUCAAGCUAUCAAAUUUCACAAAACUAGCAAUUGAAGAAAUGAAUGGUGAAUUAAAUGGAGGCAAAGCUUGGGAGGCGGUGAAGACAUUUAUGCAUGCUUUGUUUGAAGAGUACAAAGCUAAGUAUGCACCAAGUGAUGUAAGCAAGCAUGUGGGUGCUCCACAAUCUGAACCAACUCAAAAAAGGGAAGGAAGGAAAUUACUGUCUCGGAUAAAUAAAAAGUUGAGAGUUGGUGCCGAUGGUGAAGCUAGCAUGAGGAAAUCGGAAUUUGAGAAAUACCUACAUGAAGAGAAUGAAGUAAAUAUGGAUGAUUUUAACAUUCUAAAAUGGUGGAAGGACAAUGCUGCUAGAUUCCCAAUAUUGGCUAGAAUGGCCCGUGAUGUGUUGGCUGUUCCGGUAUCAACAGUUGUGUCUGAGACGGCAUUUAGCACAAGUGGUCGCAUUCUAAAUGAAUUUAGAACCUCUCUUACACCAUUCAUGGUCCAAGCUCUUGUUUGUGCCCAAGAUUGGCUAAGGGGUUAUAUUACUAUCAACAUUGAAGAAGAUGAGGAGGAAUUGUUAAGAUUGGAAAAGGAACUAAUUGAAGAGUUUGGUAGUACAAAUUCAUCCAACUCAAAAGCAAGCAGUAGCAAGUCUGUUUGCAAGCCAUCUGGGGUUGUGCCAUCUUGCCCACCUCGAUCCUCUACUUAAACAUUGACAACAUUACAGAUUCGCAAUGCUUGGCUAGAAGCUGGAAUGGUCAAGAUUCUCUGGACAUGUCAAGAUGUUCCUGUUCAUGAUGGCAAAUUGGGAUUCUUAUUUGUGGCUGCUCUUGAAAUGCACUUCAAUCUACUUCCUGUGUGCUUGUGUUUUGAAGUGUAAUAAUAAGUAAACUUUAGACUUGGUUGUGUUUUGUUGAACUUGGACUUUGGUUAUGUGUCCUGCAACUUGGAAUUUGGUUAUGUGUUGGGCUGGAAAUCUGGAACAUGACUUGGCUCUAUUACUUGUCAGUUUGUCACUUAUCACUAGGGCUUAUCACUUUUCAUUGUGGACUUUGGAACUUUUACAUUUGAUGAUUGGUUAUGCAUCUGUCACUGUUCUGAAAUCCUUGUAUUUGAUAUUAUGUGAUAUUUGAAAAGAUGAGAAUAUGCUAUACGCAUUUUCCAUUUUUGCC